Messenger RNA from Acytostelium subglobosum LB1, 1620 nucleotides. RefSeq lists its product as hypothetical. Lineage: Eukaryota; Evosea; Eumycetozoa; Acytosteliales; Acytosteliaceae. Gene Ontology annotation, molecular function: medium-chain fatty acid-CoA ligase activity. The record is from RefSeq and is a predicted model, not a curated record. Gene Ontology annotation, biological process: fatty acid metabolic process. The transcript has a single exon. Bases 1 to 1620 code for a protein of 539 amino acids.
AUGAUUGAGCGAAUCAAGGCCGGCUCAAACUCAUCAACAUGUACAUCGCCUGCAAUCAUUUGCUUGGAGUCUGGCAACAAGGUGGACGUGUACAGACACUUUAGCAUUGGAGAUAUCAUAGAGAGAUCGACAUUGAUGAGCGAACAGCUGUCCAAGCAUUUAAAUGAUAAGUUUGUCGCAUUGUUCAUGACAAACACCUUUGACUCAUUAUGUCUGUUGCUUGCACUUGAAUUUGUUGGUGCAUCAGUUGUACUGUUUGGAGCCAACCUCAAACCUUCCGAGACACUCUCCUUGCUUGACCGUGCCCGCACACCAUACAUCAUUGUGCCCGCAGGCAUUCAGCUUGCAGAGGGCUCAUUGCCUACAACUGCUUUGGUGUGCCAGUAUGACAGAUACAGAGUACUAAGGACUGAGUGGACAGAUGUCAACCGUAUCAGAGAGGUCACGGACCAACCAAGUGUCUGUCAAUUGACCAGUGGAUCAACAUCUCGUUCAUCAAAGAUAUCCAUUCGAUCAUGGCCAGGCAUUGUUGGUGAGGCUGUGGCCGUCGCCUCAGUGUUGGAUAUGAAGCGCGAGGAUGUAGUACUUGUCAACUCUGCAAUCUCUCACUCAUACGGUCUUGUUGGAGGCAUCAUAUCAUCACUACUAUGUCAAUCUCUAAUUGUAUUGCCAAUGUCUUCUCUUUCAGAUCUCGACGUCAUUGAGAAGCUACAUCCAAACCUGUUGAUCAACUUAAUGUUUAGUGUUCGCAACUCUUAUCUUUGGUUAAGUCAACAGCAACAACUGGCAAACUGUAUCAACAACAAACAUCUACGAAUGGCAAUGUGCGCAGGUGCUCCAUUGUUGGCUGAUCUCGGUCAAGCACUACAGGAUAAACAUGGCAUUAGAUUGAGAGCAAACUAUGGUACAACAGAGACUGGUACUAUCACAAUCGACGUCGUCUCUGACUCUACCUCUGUCAUUGGGCAUCCAGUGCCACUUGGUCCACUGCUACCAUUCUUCGAGAGUAGACUUGAGGACAUCACAACAAGCAUGUCUUCUGGCGCUACAGGUCAAAGUGACGCUCCUCGAGAGUUGUGGCUGAGGUCACCUUACUCAUCCCUCGGAUACCUUGGUGACAAUGGAGACAUUCGCCAGGCAGUAGACGCAGAAGGUUGGUUCCACACGAAGGAUGCUGUGUCGACUACAACAACAACUGCACUCACACGCAUUGACACACUAUGGUAUCAUCAUCGCAUUCGAAUGGUCAACAUCUCUUCCAAUAAUGGCAAUGAUGAUGAAGAGGUGGUGGUGGAUCUGAAUGCAAUUGAAGGAUAUAUCCUUCAGAAGUUUGGACAUCAUAGUAGUGGUGGUGGUGUGGUGAAGGAUGUAGUUCUAGUCGACGAUAACAACACACUUACAUUGCAUGUUGUAGUGGUUGUUGCGGAUAACAUCCAGAUCCAUGACAAGGCAACUCGUACUUUACCUAAUCAGGACGAUCUCUUGGAUCAUAUAAGGCAAUGUCUUGACAGCCUACUUCUCCGAUUUACACAUUCAAAGGCGACCAUUCCCACUUCGGUAGUGUUUGAUGCCCACCUGCCAUACAGUCCUGCUGGCAAACUAUUACUUAAAUAUAUAUGA